AUGACCGGGCGCAGUCCAGUCAGGACAGGCAUUCAUGUUGGACUCGAAGAGGACCCCCGCCACUUUCCCCACGGUCGUGACGAUCAUUGGCCGUUAUGGGACGCCAUGCGAGGGGCGGACACAUGGCCCGUGAGCCAACAGCCGACACAAGCCAAUCAGGUAGAUCAGUUUAAGAGGGGGGUUCCAGAGUUCAUCGACCAGGCAGCGCGAAAAGAGGAGGUUUCUAUGGUCGUGGGGGGGUCCGCUGGGGAAAAAGGUGGGUGGACACUGGACAUUGGACCGGCUGGAGCGAGACGGACGAAAUCCUUGAAGGAGAAGAGGAGAAUCAAGAGACCCAUGACAUAA
Penicillium subrubescens is the source of this 345-nucleotide messenger RNA. RefSeq lists its product as uncharacterized. The transcript has a single exon. The record is from RefSeq and is a predicted model, not a curated record. NCBI's taxonomy places the organism in Eukaryota, Fungi, Ascomycota, Eurotiomycetes, Eurotiales, Aspergillaceae. Bases 1 to 345 code for a protein of 114 amino acids.